UCUCUCUCUCUCUCUCUGCCUCGCAAUUUGCAUUUCUUUCAUCCGACAGACGAAGCAGAGUCCCUGGGCGGCUUUGGUGCAGAGCUUGCCUCCGAAACAGCCGAGCGAGCCCUCAAGAGCUUCAGAGAGGCCAUGGAGGUCGAUUGGGAUCUGCAUGCGGUGGUCAGAGGCUGCAUAACCUCCUCCUCCGCCGCUGCCGCCGCGUCAUCGGUGAGGGAGCAUCGCCUUGAACCCGCUUCCUGCGCUCCCUUCUCCGCAGUGGAAGGUUCAGAUUCGGUGCCCUUCGAGACCAGGAAAGGCGUCUUUCUGGAGGAGCUCCACGAGCUUUACAAGCCCUUCUUGCCCCCAUAUGAACCUCUGCUCUCGCAUCGCAACAACCCCGUCUCAUCUCCUCUUGCAGUUGAAGGCGCGAAGGGCUCCUCGAGUGCUAAUCUGAUGCAAAAGAGGCCAUUUCAGAGUGCUUCUGCAAUUGCUCCUCCGCCUCCGUUCAAAGCAAGCUCUCACGCUCCCAGAUCCAAGAAAAGGAAGAGCCAGAUGAAGGUGGUUCGUCAAGUUCCUGCAGAGAAAGUCUCUUCGGACGAGUGGGCUUGGCGGAAAUACGGUCAAAAACCCAUCAAAGGCUCUCCAUAUCCAAGGAGCUAUUACAGAUGCAGUAGCUCCAAGGGGUGCUUGGCCCGGAAGCAAGUAGAGCGGAACAGAUCCGACCCGGAAAUCUUCAUAGUCACCUACACGUCGGAGCACAACCAUCCUGCACCAACGCACCGGAGCUCACUCGCCGGCUCUACGCGCCCCAAGACCUUGACGCCCGAAACCGAGGUCAGCGUUGACUCCGCUGCAACUGCGACUACAAACCCAGUAACUUCAGCCGAAGAAGAGGCGGUGCUUGCUCCACAAAGCACCAGCAGUGAAAGCGGAGAAGAGAAGGAAGACAGUCAAAGCAGUGGCAUGCUGGACAACGACGGAGAAGACGAGUCUGGGUCGUCUGGUGUGGCUGUCAGCGACGAUUUCUUCGCGGGUCUGGAGGGACUAUUAGGUUCUCACGAUGGAGAUUCAUUUCCGGAUCUGUCUCAGUCAUGGUUUGGCUUUUCUUGGUCAGCCGGCGAUGCAGUCACUGCCGGCGGCCGUAGCUGACCUGCAAGAAGUCUCUUGUUCUCUAUUUUAAUCUUUUUUUUUUGUUCUUGUCGUGCUCUGUAGAGAAAAGCUGAGUGCUGAACUGUGAUGUAGGAAACUUGCUCUGUUUUGUAAAAUGAUUUCAUUAGGCUUGAAGGGAGAAGUUGUCUU
Molecule: messenger RNA, 1281 nt
Organism: Rhodamnia argentea
Lineage: Eukaryota; Viridiplantae; Streptophyta; Magnoliopsida; Myrtales; Myrtaceae
Product: WRKY transcription factor 22-like
Exons: 4
Coding region: 133-1131 (332 amino acids)
Biological process (GO): regulation of DNA-templated transcription
Cellular component (GO): nucleus
Molecular function (GO): transcription cis-regulatory region binding; DNA-binding transcription factor activity
Source: RefSeq, a predicted model, not a curated record